Molecule: messenger RNA, 651 nt
Organism: Rotaria socialis
Lineage: Eukaryota; Metazoa; Rotifera; Eurotatoria; Philodinida; Philodinidae
Source: the annotation of a GenBank genome assembly
AUGUUACCUUGGGAAUUUAAUAUUUUAUUAGUUUCUGUAAUUUUACUGCUGAAAAAGAUAUAUGCAAAUGAAUUAACAUUUGAAUUGCCUGAUAAUGCUAAAGAAUGUUUUCAUGACAAUCUCAAAAUUGGUUCACAUUUUACAUUAGAAUUUCAAGUUAUAACAGGCGGUAAUUAUGAUGUAGAUUUAGAACUGAAAAGUCCAACCGGUAAAAUUUUAUAUAGAGAAACAAAAAGGCAAUAUGAUCAAAUUGAAAAAACAGCUGAAGAAGCGGGCGUUUAUCAAUUUUGUUUUAGUAAUGAAUUUUCAACAUUUACUCAUAAAACUAUUUACAUAGAUUGGAAAGUUGAUGGAGAUCCUGAACAUGAAAUUACACAACCAGGACCACGAGUUGCUGAAAGUGCAUUAACAAUGAUUGAAAGAAACGUAGAAAGAAUCCAUGAAAAUCUUGAAAAAUCUAUUGAUUAUCAAACGCAUCAUCGUCUUCGUGAAGCCACAGGUCGUGCACGUGCUGAAGACUUAAAUCAACGUGUACAAGAUUGGUCAUUAGGACAAUUUAUGUUAAUUAUAUUUGUAGCUAUUGGUACAGUUUUAUUACUUCGCUCAUUUUUCUCUGACCGAAAGACAUCUAAUAUGACAUGGAAUCGGUAA